GCGGCGGCGGCGGCGGCUCCCUGUUGAAUGGGCCGGGAGGGCCCAGGUCUGAAGUGCUGGCGGACGCGGCCUCCGGGGGCGCAAGGCGGCAGCAGCGGUGGCGACCAAACGGGUGUUGGAGUUGGCGGCGGCCAUGGAGGGCCUGGCUGGCUAUGUGUACAAGGCGGCCAGCGAGGGCAAGGUGCUGACUCUGGCUGCCCUGCUGCUCAACCGGUCUGAAAGCGACAUCCGCUACCUGCUUGGCUAUGUCAGCCAGCAGGGAGGGCAGCGCUCCACGCCCCUCAUCAUCGCUGCCCGCAACGGGCACGCCAAGGUGGUGCGCUUGCUCUUAGAGCAUUACCGAGUGCAGACCCAGCAGACCGGCACCGUGCGCUUCGACGGGUAUGUCAUUGAUGGUGCCACUGCUCUUUGGUGUGCUGCGGGAGCAGGACAUUUUGAAGUUGUUAAACUUCUAGUCAGCCAUGGAGCCAAUGUGAACCAUACCACAGUAACUAACUCCACCCCGCUGCGCGCAGCAUGCUUCGAUGGCAGACUCGACAUUGUGAAGUACUUGGUUGAGAACAAUGCCAACAUCAGCAUCGCCAACAAGUAUGACAACACCUGCCUAAUGAUUGCAGCCUAUAAGGGACACACCGACGUGGUCAGAUACCUUCUAGAACAGCGUGCAGAUCCCAAUGCUAAAGCGCAUUGUGGGGCCACGGCAUUACACUUUGCAGCGGAGGCUGGGCACAUUGAUAUUGUGAAAGAGCUGAUCAAAUGGCGAGCGGCGAUAGUGGUGAACGGCCACGGGAUGACGCCGCUGAAGGUGGCUGCAGAAAGCUGUAAAGCCGACGUCGUGGAACUGUUGCUCUCACAUGCUGACUGUGACCGAAGAAGUCGGAUUGAAGCUUUGGAACUCCUGGGUGCCUCCUUUGCAAAUGACCGUGAGAACUAUGACAUCAUGAAGACAUACCACUAUUUAUACUUAGCCAUGUUGGAGAGGUUUCAAGAUGGUGAUAACAUUCUUGAAAAAGAGGUUCUCCCACCAAUCCACGCCUAUGGGAACAGAACUGAAUGUAGAAACCCUCAGGAACUGGAGUCCAUUCGGCAAGACAGAGAUGCUCUUCACAUGGAAGGCCUUAUAGUUCGGGAACGGAUUUUAGGUGCUGACAACAUCGAUGUUUCCCAUCCCAUCAUUUACAGGGGCGCCGUAUAUGCAGAUAACAUGGAAUUUGAGCAGUGUAUCAAGUUAUGGCUUCACGCCCUGCACCUCAGGCAGAAAGGCAACAGGAAUACCCACAAGGACCUCCUGCGGUUUGCUCAAGUUUUCUCCCAGAUGAUACAUUUGAAUGAAACUGUGAAGGCCCCAGACAUAGAGUGUGUCUUGCGAUGCAGCGUCUUGGAAAUAGAACAGAGUAUGAACAGGGUAAAAAAUAUCCCCGAUGCUGAUGUCCACAGUGCCAUGGACAACUAUGAAUGUAAUCUCUACACCUUUCUGUAUUUAGUGUGCAUUUCUACCAAAACACAGUGCAGUGAGGAAGAUCAGUGCAAAAUUAACAAGCAGAUCUACAACCUGAUCCACCUCGACCCCAGGACUCGCGAAGGUUUCACCUUGCUGCAUCUGGCCGUCAACUCUAACACCCCCGUUGACGAUUUCCACACCAACGAUGUCUGCAGCUUCCCCAAUGCACUGGUCACCAAGCUCCUGCUGGACUGCGGUGCUGAGGUGAACGCUGUGGACAAUGAGGGCAACAGUGCCCUUCAUAUCAUUGUCCAGUACAACAGGCCCAUCAGCGACUUUCUGACGCUGCACUCCAUCAUCAUCAGCCUAGUGGAAGCGGGCGCUCACACUGACAUGACAAAUAAGCAGAACAAGACUCCACUGGACAAAAGUACAACGGGGGUGUCAGAGAUACUGCUGAAAACUCAAAUGAAGAUGAGUCUCAAGUGCCUGGCUGCCCGAGCAGUUCGGGCUAAUGACAUUAACUACCAAGACCAGAUCCCCAGAACUCUUGAAGAGUUUGUUGGAUUUCAUUAAGUGACUGGAUAUGUAAAAUCGUUUAAUGUGGUGCUAAAAAGUAAAGGACUUUAAUCACA
Molecule: messenger RNA, 2076 nt
Organism: Octodon degus (degu)
Lineage: Eukaryota; Metazoa; Chordata; Mammalia; Rodentia; Octodontidae
Gene: Fem1b
Product: fem-1 homolog B
Exons: 2
Coding region: 134-2017 (627 amino acids)
Molecular function (GO): protein binding
Source: RefSeq, a predicted model, not a curated record